This is a messenger RNA of Prosopis cineraria, 1707 nucleotides long. Its product is annotated as pre-mRNA-processing factor 39-1-like. Gene Ontology annotation, molecular function: protein binding. NCBI's taxonomy places the organism in Eukaryota, Viridiplantae, Streptophyta, Magnoliopsida, Fabales, Fabaceae. Gene Ontology annotation, biological process: mRNA 5'-splice site recognition; RNA processing. The record is from RefSeq and is a predicted model, not a curated record. Gene Ontology annotation, cellular component: commitment complex; U2-type prespliceosome; U1 snRNP.
AUAAUCUAAACUCCAAUGUUUCUAUGUUCCAGGCUUUUUGAACGUGGAUUGGCUUAUGUUGGAACAGAUUAUCUUUCUUUUCCAUUAUGGGAUAAAUACAUUGAAUAUGAGUACAUACAGCAAGAUUGGGCCCGUCUUGCCAUGAUUUACACUAGAAUAUUAGAGAAUCCAAAUCAACAAUUAGAUCGGUAUUUUAGCAGCUUCAAGGAGUUAGCUGGAAAUCGGCCUUUAUCAGAACUGCGUACUGCUGAUGAAGCAGCAGGAGGAGGCACAGUUCUAGAGGAUGGUGGUCAAGCCCAUGAGGGAGAGGUUCGUCCUGAAAGUGCUGAAGAUCCUCCUAAACCUGUAAGUGCUGGCUUAACAGAAGCGGAAGAGUUGGAGAAGUAUGUCGCCAUUAGAGAAGAGUUAUAUAAGAAAGCUAAAGAGUUCGAUUCUAAGAUCAUUGGUUUUGAAACAGCUAUCAGGAGGCCUUACUUUCAUGUACGCCCCCUCAAUGUUGCAGAGCUUGAGAAUUGGCAUAGUUAUCUUGAUUUCAUAGAAAGGGAAGGCGACUUCAGCAAGGUUGUAAAGUUGUAUGAAAGAUGUGUCAUUGCAUGUGCCAAUUAUCCAGAGUACUGGAUACGGUAUGCAUUAUGUAUGGAGGCCAGUGGAAGCAUGGAUCUUGCAAAUAAUGUACUUGCUCGCACACAGGUCUUUGUGAAGAGACAACCUGAGAUACAUCUUUUUUCUGCGCGUUUCAAGGAGCAGAAUGGGGAUUUAGCUGGUGCUCGAGCUGCCUAUCAGCUGGUGCAUACUGAAAUUUCUCCUGGUCUUCUUGAAGCAAUAAUUAGGCAUGCAAAUAUGGAAAAUAGACUGGGUAACUUGGAGGACGCCUACUCUUUGUAUGAACAGGCUAUUGCCAUUGAAAAAGGAAAAGAACAUUCACAGACAUUGCCAAUGUUGUUUGCUCAGUAUUCUCGGUUUGUAUAUCUGGUUUCCGGAAAUGCUGAAAAGGCCAGGGAGAUUCUAGUUGAGGGGCUUGAGCAUGUUCAGUCAUCAAGGCCAAUAUUUGAAGCUUUGUUACAUUUUGAGGCGAUCCAACCCCUACCAAAGAAAGUUGACAUUGACUUUCUAGAUUCACUGGUUGUAAAAUUCAUUAUUCCCAGCCCAGAGAAUCCAAAUACUGCAAGUGCAACUGAUAGGGAGGAACUUUCUAGCAUCUUUCUGGAGUUUCUUAAAUCUUUUUGGAGAUGUUCAAUCCAUGUUCAAUCCAUCAAGAGAGCAGAGGAUAGGCACGCCAAACUCUUCUUGCCUCACAGGAGUAUGUCAGAGUUGAGAAAGCGUCAUGCAGAGGAUUUUCUCACUUCAGAUAAAGCAAAAAUGGCGAGAUCUUACUCUGUUCCAUCACCUGCCCAAUCUUCAAUGGGUUCAUAUCCCAAUGCACAGGGCCAGUGGGCUUAUGGAGUGCAACCUCAAACUUGGCCACCAACCACACAAGCACAGGGACAACAAUGGGCUGCUGGUUACACCCAGCAGCAGGGUGCAUAUGGCGCUUACGCUGGAUAUGGGGGCAAUUAUGCUAGUUCACAGUUGCCUGCGUCAGUUCCACAAAGUACCGCAUACGCAGCCUACCCUCCUGCUUAUCCUGUACAGGUACCUAAACAAUCUUGGUGCUCAGCUUUGUUGAUUAUGUCUCUUGGUGUGUUACGGUAAUGGUCUUGGGAGCGA